Molecule: messenger RNA, 807 nt
Organism: Talaromyces proteolyticus
Lineage: Eukaryota; Fungi; Ascomycota; Eurotiomycetes; Eurotiales; Trichocomaceae
Exons: 1
Coding region: 1-807 (268 amino acids)
Biological process (GO): fungal-type cell wall polysaccharide metabolic process
Cellular component (GO): fungal-type cell wall
Source: RefSeq, a predicted model, not a curated record
AUGGACUUCACCAACGCCUUCGUUGCCACUAUGAUGGCAACUGUUGUCAUGGCCGCGCCUCAUGGCCUUGACCAUCGUUUCAGCCAUCUCCAUGCCCGCCAGAACACCACGGUCAACAAGCUCGGCGCUGCUUACAAUGAUGCUUCUCUUGUCAGUGCUAUCACCAAUGCUGGUUGGGCAUACGACUGGAACCUUGACUCCGACGGCACUCUGCCUUCGGGUGUUGAGUACUGCCCCAUGCUCUGGGGCCAGAAGAUGUACGACCAGUGGCAAUCGUCCGCCUCUAGCUAUCUCUCCUCCGGCAGCACCUGUCUUUUGGGAUUCAACGAACCCGACAUGACCACCCAGGCCAACAUGAGCCCCCAACAGGCCGCCACUGACUACCAGACCUAUAUGACCCCAUUCGCCAACCAAGCCACGCUCGUCUCUCCAGCCGUCACCAACGGUGUCGGUGACAACCUAGGUCUCACUUGGAUGGAAAGCUGGCUCCAGGCCUGCAACGGCGCCUGCGGUGCUACGGUCAUGGCUAUCCACUACUACGCCAACACUGACACCUCUGACUUUUACAACUUUGUCAACAACGCGGCCAGCCUGGCCAGUCAGUACGGAAUGAGCAGCGUCUGGAUCACUGAAUUCCAAAACACCGGAACCUCCGAUCAACAGGUUUCUUUCUUGCAGGAAGUCAUUCCAUGGCUCAACAAUAACACUGAUGUCGGACGUUAUGCGUACUUCUAUGUUGCCGAUCAAUAUCUCCUGAGCGGUACCUCUUUGAGCGCGAUCGGAGAAGCCUACACUGCUACGUACUAG